AGCAGAAGUCGAUCACCUAAAGCCUCACUUAUUGAUGGAGACAGAUGUGGCAACGAAAGAACCGAACUUGCGGUAAAACCGUCAUUGGACGAACGUCUGGAAAGUGAAAUGAAAGCUGGAAGAAUUGGUAUGAAAAUGCAGCACGUGGAAUCUCGUCCACGUGAUCCGAAGGAAGAUAUGCGAAAAUUAUUGGGUGUUCUUGUUGCGAUGCAGGAAGAAAUUCAGCGUAGCGGACGUGUGGAUAAUUCGACAGUCAAUCGUUUAUACACCGAAAUGGGCGUUUCGGGUGGAAUUGCUGAAGCAGAUAACCUGGUUACACAACUCUGUCGUAUGUUGGCCAACGAAAGCAGCAGCAGCAGCAGCAGCGGCAUUAGAGGAGGAGGAGGAGGAGGAGAACUGUCAUCUGCCAAUGCGUCUUUCAAUCCAACACCUAAUUUAAAUCAGUUCGGUAUGUUCAACAUUUUUUUUUUUUGUUAA
Molecule: messenger RNA, 477 nt
Organism: Gongylonema pulchrum
Lineage: Eukaryota; Metazoa; Nematoda; Chromadorea; Rhabditida; Gongylonematidae
Source: the annotation of a GenBank genome assembly